AUGCCUUCUGCCCAGUUCAAAAAGGCCGCGGAGGAGAGCCGUCAGCUCAAGGCCAAGCCGAGCAAUGACGAAUUGUUGGAGCUCUACGCCCUCUUCAAGGUCGCCAACGGCGAAGACUUUUCCAAAGCCCCUGCUCCCGGCAUGUUCGAUCUCAAGGGCAAAGCCAAACACAAGGCCUGGCAGAAAGAAGUCGAUGCAGGCACCUCUGCCGCGGACGCUGAGAAGCGAUAUAUUGAGCUCGUCGGAAAGCUGAAGGAGAAAUAUGGCUUUGAUCCGUCAAAGGCCCCCGAGGCCGUCGGUGCGAACUGA
Messenger RNA from Capronia coronata CBS 617.96, 309 nucleotides. Its product is annotated as diazepam-binding inhibitor (GABA receptor modulator, acyl-CoA-binding protein). The record is from RefSeq and is a predicted model, not a curated record. NCBI's taxonomy places the organism in Eukaryota, Fungi, Ascomycota, Eurotiomycetes, Chaetothyriales, Herpotrichiellaceae. Gene Ontology annotation, molecular function: long-chain fatty acyl-CoA binding. The transcript is spliced from 3 exons. Gene Ontology annotation, biological process: fatty acid metabolic process. Bases 1 to 309 code for a protein of 102 amino acids.